This is a messenger RNA of Meira miltonrushii, 2043 nucleotides long. RefSeq lists its product as uncharacterized. Bases 54 to 1979 code for a protein of 641 amino acids. The transcript has a single exon. NCBI's taxonomy places the organism in Eukaryota, Fungi, Basidiomycota, Exobasidiomycetes, Exobasidiales, Brachybasidiaceae. The record is from RefSeq and is a predicted model, not a curated record.
CCGCUUUGAUCUUCUUUUCUUCCAUCACCAUCUAUUUAUGUUCAUUAUCAGCAAUGUCAAAAAGACCUAGUCCUGGUGUGGAUAGAGCACGCAGUCCGCCAAAUAAGGCCGUGUCUGUUCCUCCGAUCCGAUUUGCAACAGAACAACAGGACAAAAAGUAUCAGCAACAAGCAAACAAAGUUGCAACAAAGCAAGGCAAAUCGGUAAAGGUAAAGCAAAGAUCAAGAGGAGGAGGUUUCUUUUCUUGGCUUUUCCGACUUGCAUUCAGGUUGCUCUCGUAUUAUACAGUCUUUUGCGCUUUGUUCACUUGUGGAUCGCAUCCGUUCAGCUUUGAUUAUUCCACAAAAGAUCAAAGAGCAGUCUGUCGCAAUUUAGCACAUGCAAAGAUUCGACUUGUACCCAUCGCUACACCCAUACUCAAAGAUACAUAUGCUCAUAUCGAUCCGUAUGCGGGACCAUACAUUCGUGCAGCAACACCUGUCGUGCAAAAAGCAUAUAAGAUCUCCAAACCGCAUUAUAUUCGUGCAUACAAGUAUGGUAAUGCAUUGUACAAGAAACAUGUUGAUCCAGCUCGCAAACGUGCUAUCAAAAGGGCACAUGCCUAUGCCGAUCCUCACGUAAAGAAGCUGCAAAAGGAAUACAAGAAGCAAGUUCAACCACACGUUGACAAUUUGCACAAAACCGUCAAACCUUAUCGUGAUAUUUACACACGAGACGUUGCUCCUUAUGUCAAACAAGCUCAUAUCCAAAGCAUUGCGGCAGCCUAUGCAUCUCAUCAUAUCUAUGUGCAUCAAGUUCAUCCUCACAUCUUGACUGGAUUCAAGCAUUCACGUUCGUUUUAUUUCAAUCAUUUCCUUCCUGCUGUAAGACGUGCUUAUGUGCUUUAUAUUCAACCGCAACAGGAUAAGAUCACCGCUCGUAUUUUUGGAUACACACCUGAUCGUACCGUCAAAGUGGAGAAACCAACGCCUAUGCCAGGUAGCAGUAAGGAGAGUGUCGCGAGCGUUGUUGAAACUGUACAAGAAACAGUAAAGAGUGCAGCAUCAGGACCGAUUGAGACAGUGAAAUCGGCAACAGAAGCAGCUUCAUCGUUGUUAGCUGAAACAUUUGAACAAAGUGAAGGUGAUGAAGAUGAAGAAGAUCCAGAAGAAUUGGAUAGACAAUUGGACGCUGAGGUUGAACAAGUGACUGCAGAACUAGAAUCUUGGGAAAAGGGUAUGAGCAAAUUGAUUCGUGAAGAGACAAGAGCUCACAAGCAAAGAAUAAAGCAGGGCACAUUGGACGAUGCAGGUUUGGAGCAAGCAAGAAAUGCAAGUGUGGUUUCUGUUCGUCGUUAUUUCCGCAAAGCAAGAAAAGCAUUUGAGAAAGUGAUGGAAGAUGUCAAGUUUGAAGUAACUGUUGAUGACUUUGAAGGAUGGGAUAGAGGCCUUAACGUACGUGUGAAGCUUUUUGCUCAAGAUCUCAUUCAAUUGGAGAAGGAAAUGUUGACCAAAAACACACCAAUUCCUGCCGAACCCGAAGCUCAAGAAAGUGCUGCAACUGAGCCAGAGAAUGCACACUUGGUUGAAAAGCUAGCAGCUCAGAAGCCAUUGGUCGCCGAAUCUCAAACAUCAUUCGAGACAGAAACGAUAUCCGAGGUGAUACAAGAAGAUUCUCCAGCAGAGCCUAUCGUCAUCGCACCAGAAUCAUCAGCCUCAUCUUCACCAGAAGUCGAAGCUGAUUUGUCGGGAACCGCUAAGUCAUUUGAAGAUAAAUCUACAGAAGAAGAAGCUCCGGUCAGUGGAUCUCCUUCCGAAGCAGAGGACCCAACAUUUUCCAUCCUGCCGAUCGAAGUUGCCGAUGAGAAAGGAACACCAGCAAAGGCAACAGAAGUAGAAGAUGAGAAGGAGCCUUCGUUCUCCAUUCUGCCUAUCGAGGUUGUGGAUGAAAAGGGAACACCCGCUGAGAAGAAAGAGAAGCCAGCUCAUGAAGAGCUAUAAUACCGAACAUUACACAAUCAUUUAUACUAUUUAUUUAAAGCAUGCAUGAAAAGAAUUGGAAUUG